This is a messenger RNA of Dromaius novaehollandiae (emu), 3651 nucleotides long. It is a transcript of the gene REP15, whose product is annotated as RAB15 effector protein. Lineage: Eukaryota; Metazoa; Chordata; Aves; Casuariiformes; Dromaiidae. The record is from RefSeq and is a predicted model, not a curated record. Gene Ontology annotation, biological process: receptor recycling.
AGGGGGCAGACAAAAUUGCAGAGGCUUUGUGUAUUUGUUCAUUUGUGUGUGAUGCCUGCAGAAAAGGUCAGCUAUCACCUAAGGAAUCGACUAUCCCAAGUCUUUUUUACUUAUUUCUGAGGUCCGGAUACAAACUAGCUUGGGCUGUUUGGAAGCGUGUGAUGAGAUAGUACCUUCUCAGCUGCCUGUUGCCCGCUCCUCAGUGAGUCCACGCGGGGGCUGAGAGACCAGCCCGGGCCGUCACCGCUGUAAAGGGGAGGAUGUCUCUGCUCCCCAGUGUCCAUCACCCUGCUGCGCACAGCGGUGGGCAGAAAGGCUGCUGUGCUGUUGCCUCUGUGUAUCGGCAUGCGAUGCCAGUGGCCUUGCAACAGGUUCCCUUGCGUGGGUGGCACAGACUGACCCAUCUCGGAAGGGCUCGUUGGAGCUCCUCUGGCAGCCCCUCGUUCUUCAUGUUUAGGUGGGCACCCGGUCUCUUGAACAUGGUACUGCAGCAGACAUCGGCUGCCAAAACUAUUUUUAUAUUUAGCCUUUCUACAGAGGAGCUCUAAUUUGCCAACAGGAAUUAAGCUUCCUCAAACUCUGUUUUGUUGCUAGGAUGCAAGCACAAAUGAUGAUAAAUGUUUUGUCCAGUGUAGCCCAGAUAACAGACCAGAAAAUACAGAACUCCUGUCUUUUCUUCUGUUCUUUGUUCCUGGGCACAAGAUCAACGUGCCUCUGUGAACACAAAAUAAGCACUUUGAAAGCUAGACUAUAAUAAAUAUUUGUUGUCUUUUUACAGUGAUGAGCAAAAGAAGAUAGAAGAUACAUACCCAUAGAGAGCUUGGGGAGAUAAAGCCCAGCAUUUUCUGUUCACUUAAAAUAUAUAUAUAUUUAGAAAUGGAGAAGGAAUCUGGAAUAACCUCUGGAAUAACUCUUCUGAUUUCCCUCCAUUAGGUAUGAGUGUGCCCAGCGACUACAGAGCCUUCCCUGGAAAAGGAAGGGACUUCCCUGAGCCAUUCUGUAUGCAGAAAGAUCUUCAUUUGCACAGAAAAUGGGCCAGAAAAUAUCACAUGAAGACAAGCAGAACAAGGCUGAAAGUCUAGUAAUCUGUGAAGUGUUCAGCCAAGGUGUGGUCCACGCGUCUCAAAGGCUGAAAGACUAUCUUGGAUUUGUAGAUCCUCAGAGCAAAUUCCACCCUGCCACAAACACUCUGAACGAGAUCUUUUUGAUCAACUUCAGCUUCUGUGUUGAAAAGGGAGUGGUGGAGUGCAUCACAACCAGCAAAAUGACCAAGCAGCACUCCUUGCUAUUUGGGGUGGAGUGGAUCUGGACUCUUUCUGGAGCUGACGGGCAAAUCAAACUUACUUUGCGGCAGGCUUUACAGAUGGCUGAGCUUUUCUGUAAUGAAAGUGGACUGGCUGCUGCGUUCGAUGAGAGCUGCAGGGAAGCCACGCUGGCAGAUGAGCCAUUCCAAAACCAAAGCAGGUUUGAGAAGCUGGCCAAGUUCUGCUGCCUGGUGGGACAGGAUUGCCUGGGCUUGUUCAUGUUUGGCGUGCCAGGGAAGCCUAAGGACAUCCGCGGAGUCAUGCUAGGCAGCAUUGCCAAGGAAAAGCAAAAGUGCUGCCUGGCAGGCAAGAAUGCUCUAAGGCAGUUUGUCAUGAGUACUGACAGCUUCCUGCCCACAAAUGAGAUGCCAGAAAACCGUGUCUGCACAAAAAAUGGACUGAAGGAGGUGGGCAAUGUGUACAUAAACUUUCUAAACCCACUUGUUAACAGCAAUGGUUUUGUGCACUAGCUUACCAAAGGAUGCUUGGGGCCGAUUCUCCUUGCCGCCUAAGUCUUCUCUCAGUCCAUCCUCUCCACCCCCUUGUUUCCCACCUUCCCCCUCCACCCAUCACAUUCCCUUAGAUCAUGCCUUGAGAUCGGCAGAAGCCAAGAUGAUUCAGUCGCUCCAGGUUUUGAAACAACAGGAUGUACCUGCCAGCAAAUGUGUUUAUAGAAGGCACGUAAUUUUUCCAGAACAUUUUUUGUUUGCCAGACAUUAAGUCUUGCCUGAACGCAAUGAAAGCCUUAUCACCCCAAGCCUUUAGGAGUUCUCACUUGACUCAUAGCCUUGUUAUUGUGUGCAUAGAAAAGGCAGCUUUGUUUGGUGUUCUUUUUUUUUAAUAGGGGGUUGAGUCUGUAAUAAUGCAAAUAUAUUGUUACUAAUCGUAAGAUUUGGAAUGAGAGCGAAGGCCAAUACACGGACUUGCUUAAUAAUGCAGUUCUGGAAGAGUGAGCUGCUUCAUACUGAGGAGGAAAAGCCUUUCCCUGAGAUAGAAAUAGGCUAUAUGAAAAGACUACUACCUGCCUGUUAAAAAUAAAUCAGUGUGAGGCUACUGAUUCUGUGACAAGAAGAGCUCAGCACAGGGAACCUGUUGAAGAAACACACGGGCAGCGUCAGCCCCUGCUGCAAAGCCUGUUCCUUCUAAGUGGCUGUGUCAGGUUAAGGUGUGGCAAAAAGCAGUGGUAGUUGCUAAAGGAAACUUGGGGAAACUAACAAACUGGGACAAAAACCUGGUCCUGGCAAAGUCAGUGAGAGUUUAGUCUGUCACAUCAAUGUAAGCAGGCUGCUGACCAGUCAGCGUAGCCAAAUAGAAGUCUGUAGGAAGCAGAAUUAUUUCACUCUGAAUUUGUUUCAGUAUUUUAGCAGCUAAUUGUAUUUAUGUAGUGAGUUAUUCCGUUUCCCUUUGGUUUUAGUUGACAAGAGUUUCAGAAUCUGAUAAACAGUGAAAGGAAAUAUUGAUCAAUUUUCAAACUGGUAAAUUCACUGACCUUGUUUAUGGGCCACCGUGGCACCAUACCCACUUACUCUGAAGUAACUUUGUUUGGUACAUUGUCAAUAGCUUUUGUGGCCACAAAAUUCCAUUGCAGAUAGUUUUCUUAUUUACUUCAUUCAUUUUAUUUAACAGAAUAAAAAUAGUUUCAAAAUGUCAUUCAUAUUUUACUCUUUAAUACUUGAGUUAUAAAAUGGUCAGCCUAUGACAACUGAGAAAUAAAGGCUGUUAUUUACACAAUUAUAAAGAAAAAAAGGCAUAAAGAUGCCUCAGUAGCAAUGCCAGCAGUCUUAGAUUUCCAUGAAGUCUGAACUGAAGCUAACAGGUGAACUGAGAAUAAAAGCAAAUAGGAAAGGAACAGAAAUUUUUUGGCCAGUCACGAAUGUGGCUUGGUAUGGAGAGGGGAGGGCUUUUAUUCUUGAAAUAGUUCACUGACAUACAGUUGCUAUUACAGCUCCAGCAUCAUUGUAUUUUUGUUUGUGUAGCAGGGUUUUAAGAGGACAGAGUGGAUAACUCUGGUAUUUUUACAAAGAAAGUAUGUAAAGGUAUAGCGAUAUAUGCAGACAGUGAGGACUGUAUGACCAUCGGGGGGGGGGAGCUGUUUAAAUAAACAGCAUAGUCAGAAUUCUAGCUGCGUUGAUUGGUUCAUAAAUGACUAGCAGAAAAGCUUUGCUUUUCUAUUAGAUUAGAUUAUAUCUGGUGCUCGUUUGGGAAUUGCCUCUUAAUUUAUUCAAUUCUAUAAGAAUGCUAUCUCUGAAAAACUUGUCCAUACUUCUUGGAUUUGGGGAAAUAAAGGGGAAAAUCAAAAUGAUUUGACUAUAUAGAAUUUGAAUUAUUAAAGUGAUUAAAAGCUACA